AUGCAGCUGUUGUCACCAGAAUUUUUACCCCAACAACUGCGUUAUGUGAAUUUAGAGAAAUCACUUUUGACAGAUUCCAACCAGAAUCAGCAGAAUAUUCUCCGGCAAGAGAAGUUCCUCAACUCUCUACUCAAUAGAUUAAAUACUGAAGAAACUCAAGUCCUCGAGGAAUUAGAGCAGGUCCGAAAUAUGAUAACUCACAAGGAUCGUUUAUUGAUACACAUGGCAACUGAUGUGGAAAAGUUAUCUACAAUGAUUGACCCAUUAGCUCCUUGGCUGAAUUUUAUUUCUGAUACGGAAACAAUGAAAGAAAAAUUGUAA
Molecule: messenger RNA, 321 nt
Organism: Cherax quadricarinatus
Lineage: Eukaryota; Metazoa; Arthropoda; Malacostraca; Decapoda; Parastacidae
Source: RefSeq, a predicted model, not a curated record